UGGGCACAGGUGGGUGGCACUGGUGGGCACAGGUGGGUGGCGUGGGUGGGCACAGGUGGGUGGCACUGCUGGGCACAGGUAGGUGGCACUUCUGGGCACAGGUGUGUGACACUGCAGAGUGGCACAGGUGGGUGCACUGCUGGGCACAGGUGGGUGCACUGCUGGGCACAGGUGGGCGGAACUUGUGGGUGGCACUGCUGGGCACCGAUCAUCAGGGCACUGAUCAUCAGUUGCCCUGAUGAUCGGUGCCGAUCUUCUCUCUGACAACUGCCGGUUCUCGGCAGUACUUUCCUCACAAUCUGACAGCGUGAGGAAAGUGCAGCCGAGAACCGGCACUUGCAU
This is a messenger RNA of Staurois parvus, 342 nucleotides long. The record is from the annotation of a GenBank genome assembly. NCBI's taxonomy places the organism in Eukaryota, Metazoa, Chordata, Amphibia, Anura, Ranidae.